Molecule: messenger RNA, 213 nt
Organism: Clunio marinus
Lineage: Eukaryota; Metazoa; Arthropoda; Insecta; Diptera; Chironomidae
Source: the annotation of a GenBank genome assembly
AUGUACCUGUAUGAUAAAGCAAAAACUCUUUGUAUAAUGGUUAUAAUUAUGGCUCAAAACUUUUCAGAAAAGUUUCAGAAAAGUCGUGAAAAUGCGUCUUUGGCGUGGAUGGUUUUGGAUGAGAUGGAUGAGAUGGAUGGAGAUGGAGUGGAUGGGCAUGGAUGGCGUAGAUGGGCAUGGAUGGCGUGGAUGGACGCGGAUGGGCUUGGAUGA